AUGAGCAGCAACGUGAAGCAAGAGCAAGGAAAGUCCACAGCUGGCAAAGAGGGAUCGCCCUUAAAUGUAUUUGAAGGGGGAAUUUCGAGUUCUGAGGAUAUAUCAUCAUUAGCAACACCAACAUUAGCGACGCCACAAUUGAGUACACCAGCCCCAGAGGACUCAGAAGACGGAGAUAACGGGAAAGGGGCGGAGAGGGAAAAGCACAAAGUGGAAGAAAAGACCGGGAUACAUUCACAAAGUGAGCUGAAGAAGGGAAAAGAUGCAAAAGCAGUAAAAAGUGCUGGAAAUGGCAAACAGGUGGACCCAGAGGCACUAACAGAUGCCGUGGCAGCAGCCGGAGUGAAUUUGAGGAUGGAGGAGGAGCAGGCUAUGGCGGGAAGCUCCGGGUUGUCCGUUUCAAGAAAGCAAGUGCACCGAAACCACUUUUUAAAACCUCAACAACUAGCGUGGUUUAUGGCAAGGGCUAUGGAGGAUCAGGGAAUGCGGACAAGCGGGUUCGAUCCCGAGUUGAUUAACCUCAUGUCUGCCGCCUGCGAGUCGUAUAUGAAUGGGCUGGUAACGGAUACAGUACUGAUGUCAAGACACAGAAGACGAGGUGUGAAAAUCAGGCGGCAUCAGUCGAUAUCCGGGUCGAAAUCAGAUAUAUCACGUGCAUUGAGGGAUAUAGCGAUCAAGCAGAAGCUCAUGGAGGAGAAGCGGAGUCAAAGGAGGGUUGCUCUGGGCUUGGAUGAGGAAAAAAAAGAUGAAGAGACUGAAGAACAGACACAGACAAACCUUACGGCGUCUCUGAUGAUGUCAGGAUCGAUGAAAAAACGAUAUUCUUGGAUGCAGACUUCAAAUUCACGCCAUACACCGUUGGGGUCACGUGGUGAUAACGGUAUCCGGUACCGGGAGGCUCGGGAGGAACCCGGAAUUGUAACGAGAGAUGUGUUGGCAGCUAUAGAAAACCGCAGAAUGGGAGUAGCAUCGACAAUAGUGAAGGGAUAUGCGAAGUUGAGGGAUUGA
Brettanomyces bruxellensis is the source of this 1008-nucleotide messenger RNA. RefSeq lists its product as uncharacterized. Gene Ontology annotation, biological process: transcription initiation at RNA polymerase II promoter. The transcript has a single exon. Gene Ontology annotation, cellular component: transcription factor TFIID complex. The record is from RefSeq and is a predicted model, not a curated record. The coding region runs from base 1 to 1008 and encodes 335 amino acids. Gene Ontology annotation, molecular function: DNA binding; RNA polymerase II general transcription initiation factor activity. NCBI's taxonomy places the organism in Eukaryota, Fungi, Ascomycota, Pichiomycetes, Pichiales, Pichiaceae.